AUGGAGCCCCAGGCCUUCCAGAGCUCCUGGGGGACGGGGAGAGACAGACCAAUGAGCAAGCAUGGUGUGAAAUAUAAACCACCGCCAGGGGGCGCCAAGACGCUUAGCAAUUGCCCCAUUCCUCUUCAAACGGUGAGGCAUCUGGAGGUUAAGUUACUUGCUCAAAGCGACCCACCUGAUGAGCAUCAGAGCUGGGAUUCCAACCCAGGUUGCCUGACUGCAGAGCCAGUGGUAACCAGCGGAAGCCCUGCAGCUUCAGUGUUGUCCAUCCUUCAGGCCCCUGUCAGUGCCUCAGUGAGAAGCCGUCUCCAGAGACAGAAUAAAUCAGUUGUUUCUGAAAAUAUAGCAAUUCAGGAAACAACUACAACUCUUUCACAACAAAUAGAUUUGACAACACCAUUCCAAGUUACUGGACUAAAACUGCAAAAGAUGGUAUAUUCUUCUACGGUGGUGUCUAAAAGCAUGCUUGUAUUUGCAACUGAUUAUACAACCAGAUCAUAUUUCAAUACAACAUCUCCACCUCUGGAAACAAUGACUGCACAAAUUUUUUUAAAGACAUCCAUAGCUGAGACAGCUACACUCGCAGCAGACAUUUUGUCUACUUCAGCAGCCAUUGCUCUGUCUACCAAGAGUACCUCCAUAGGCCCUACUACCAAUUCCAUGAAAAUAAGUAAAUCCCCAUCUUCAGAGGGCACAAGGACAACAAAAAUGGCUGAAUCCAUUGCCACUGAGACCUUUCAUCCAAGGGUAGCUACUAAUUUUCUGUACACAUCUGGAUUUACCAAGAGUUCAAUUGCAUCCAAAACUUCAGUGACUGGAUCUCAGUUGGCUGUUAUGAGGACAACAUAUUUAUUCUCAUCUAUUGACUCAACAUCCGUGUCUACAACAUCUUGGCCCAAACACAAAUCCACAGGUAUGGGGGCACUCCCUAUCUCCACAGCUAGCCAGGAGUUCCUUGCAUCUACAGCUGCUGGAAGUGUACCUCAGUCCACGGUGGACCAGACUUCAGCUACAACUACUCACAUUGGGACUGCAUCAGCACUGCCACCUGAGUCUGUGCUCCUCUCCACAGCUGUUCCAGUGGAUUCUGUAUUUCCUAGAAAUCAGACGGCAUCCACAUUGGCAACAACUGAUAUGGAAAUACCCUUUAUAGUUUAUUCAACUAGGUCUAUUGAAAUGACACCUGCACUAAGAACAGUUGAAACAGAGCCGGCAUUUACAAAUUUCCAGGAUGUCUCUUCACCCAGAGUGGAGGGCACAAUAUCUACCUCCAUGCCAAAAGAGGCCUCUUCCGUGGCCCUUUCUUUUAGGACAUCCUCUCCAUUCACCAGAGCUCAGAGUGUACAGACAGUUAUUGAUGCUGAGACUACACAUGCAGCCUUGACUACUGGGAUAACACUUGCACCUACAGUGGCUGAAACUACGCUUUACCCCACAAUCACUGGGCCAGUAUAUACCCAGAAUACACCCUCCGGUGGUGAAAACAUGCUUCCUCUGAUUUCCACUAGAUCAGCUUCCACAUCCAAGGUGUCUGAGUCUGGUCCCACAUCAGUAACUGAUGAAGGUAACCAUCUAUCCUCCACCAAUGAGAUCAUUUGGACUUCCAGGCCAGAACAGACCCUGUUGACAUCAGCAUUCCAUGGGAGUACUUCUAAUACAGAACAUUCAUCCACAACUGCUAAUAUUUCAUCCAACCAGAAGCAUCCACAGAGUGAGGCCACUACCACUGCUGAUGUUACUACCGACAGAUAUACAGCAGUUCUAUCCAAAUUGACAUCUCCGUGGCUUGCUAAUUUCUCCACAGUUUCUGGAGCCACAUCUGUAACCAAAUUGCCUGAGUGUAAACUUACCAGCUUACUACUAAAACCCACAUCUAUGUCCACAGUAGCUGGAAAUGAACUUCUUUCAACACCAAGGGAGACAGUUUUUCCACCAGUAGAUAGAAUAUCUACCCUUGCUUAUGUUGAACCAAAUUUUUCUACUGAGGAGAGUGCUCCUGAGAACACGCAAACAGAGACAAAUGGUACAAUUGCAUCUGGAGAGACAAGAGCCCCUGUUGCAGAGUCUGCAACGGCACAAAGAUUCAGAACUGCUGUGACAAGGAAAGAAACCACUUCCCAUUUUCUUAAGGGAAAAUCGACUGUAGCAGUGACAACCGAGGUUUCUCCAUUUGCAACGACACUGGAAGCAACAGAUGAAUCUGUUUCCCCCCUUCCUGGUAUAGAGAAGCUGACUACCCGAUUGGAUAAUACAACUGCAACUACUGAAGCGAGAGAAAGUUGGCUUUCUACGAAACCGGUGAAAACCACACCUAAGAAUUCACCUAAUGGAACUACAGAAAUCUUUAAUUCCACCCACAUCUGCACAGCACAUUGGACUUCAGAGACUCUACCUGAGGGGAAUCCAGCUCCAUCUCCCACUUCUGGGAGCACACAGACAUUUUCUGAACCCCUGGGUGCUUCCACCACAAGGAUACCGAGGACGAGUUUUGCCACUAUCCCUACAGACAGGACAGCUAUGUCCUUGACUGCUGGUGCCUUGUUUCCACAGCCUAUGGCCACGCAUUCCUCAGCAACCCCUGUGCCUAUUACUGUGUUCUCACUGCCAGCUAAUGUCUCUGCUGUCACCUCUAUGAUGCUGUCUGAAGAGACUAAGGUUACCACGCCUGGGCCUUCUACACUGGCCAGGGCUUCCUCCACAUCUCUGCCCUCAGAUAUCUCAACUCUGUCAUCAGCUGCAGUGACCACAGCAUCGAUGCCGCCAUUGGAUCAGAGCACUUCCACAACCAGCGGUACCGUGCCUUCCCACAGAGACUCCAUCCACACCACUUCCGAGGCCACAGGGAUCUCUGUCAGGAUGACACCCAUGGCGGUUCCCUCUCUGACAGAAACUCUAGUCCCCUCGCUGAGGCCUCCCACUCCUGUGGCAACUAAGGCUGAGACCACCAUUCUGUCCCCCUCAGUUGACACAGUAACCCUUUCCACACCCACUCUUGGCAGCUCCAAAGCUCUCCCUGACAACGCUCCUGUUGUGUCCUCCACUCAUGUAACCUCAACUACGUCUACACCAUUAGCAACCCAACCCAUAGCUCAAGUGCAGGAGACUUCUACCCCUGCUCUCAGCUUUCCAUACACUUUCAGUGGUAGUGGACAUGUUGGUAGCUUGGCUACCGGCACCACAGACGCUUCCGUUGUUGAUGACACCAUGCCCUCACACACCUCUGCCAACAAGCUGAUUGCUUCACUCUAUGGUCACGUUUCUCAAUCUUCCACACAUCUUGUAAACACACUGGUCCCCACCUUAUUAGUGACUGACACUUCUACCUUAUCUUCUGACAAGGAGCAGAUGACCACCUCCCUGGGAAAGACCCCUAGAACUCUGAAGGUGACAGAAAUGUCCUCAUCAAAGAAUCCUCUUAUUUCAGACUCCCACAGUACUUCAUCCUCGGAAAUGACAGACCCAGGAUUUGCUGAGGCCACAGAAAUUUCCAGUCACCAAGCACAGUCACUUUCAGAGACUCCGUUUGUGACUCCACCUAAUGAGAGUCCAACUUCAUCUCCCGCUUCUGGGAGCACGCACACUCCACCAACAGCAGAUGUCCACCUUUCAGAAAUGCCUACCAGUCUGGGCAAAACAGCUCUCCCUUCACAAGCUCUGACAAUGACCACACUUUUGUCUCCUGAAAAAGAGAGCAUGAGUGCCCUCUCAGUAUAUACUCCCAGGACUGAGCAAAAGAUGCUAAGCACUACCUCUGUGACUCACCCGUUCUCACACUGCCAGGAUACUUCAUCUGCAGAUACCAUAACUUCUGGGACAACCAGGAUAUCAAAUCCUGUAAACAAUAACACAACUCCUUCACGCUUGCUUUCAUCUAGCACUCAACCUGAGGUGUCUUCAGUUGCCUCUCCUAUUUUUGAAAGCACACAGACCUCCCCUGAGACUCUGUCUCUUUCCACACCUCGACUGUCUAAUGCCAAUUUUACAACUAUGUCUCCUGACAGGAUCACUACAGCCCUCUCUGCUCCAAAUGUACCUACAGCACUUCUUGGGAAAACCGCUAUGGCAACGUCCAUUCCCAUCUACCAGAGGUCCCCACGUCCAGUUAGUGUCACUGCCUUCACCUCCAAAAGUGUUUCUGACACUCCCACGGUACUAAUGACUGAAUCUUCUAAAACAGCACUCGCAGAUUGUUUGAAAAGUCCUUCUGUAGCCACUUCUGGGCCUGUGGCUGAGAUGUCCUCAAUGUCAGCUAAUGACUCUGCGCUUCCACCUUCUGCUGUUUCUUCUGAUGCUUCCACAACAGGUGGAUCAUUCUAUACUUUAUUGUCUUCAAUUACCCCCAGGCCUUCUAUGACCAUGCAAACAUCGACAUUGGAUGUCACACCUGUGACAUAUGCUGGGUCUACUUCAAAAAGCACCGUGGCUUCCUGUGCUUUCACUACUUCAGAAAUAACCGAGGUGUCCUCCAGGAUCACACCCACAUCCUUUUCUUCCCCAACAGAGCCAAAUGUUCCUUCUGUGAAAACUAUUCCAACCACUACAAUGGCUGGGAUAGUGACUGCACUCGUAAGCACCCCUGCCUCUCCUCUACUCAGUUCUAAGAACAAAGCUAUUUCUUCCAUUCCAAAGACCAUAUUUUCACCAUUUCUAUCAACAACCCGACAGCCAUCACAAGGGUACGAGGCCACCACUCUGGGCAUAUUCUCUGGGAUUACUAAUAGCUCUCUAUCUACUGUAAGCAGUGGUAAAGUAACAGUUCUCACAAAUACUUAUUCCAGAAUUGCCAACCCUGAAAGUGUGCUUUCAUCUACUCCCUCAGAAAAUCCCCACACUUCCUUGAAUAUUCAGGUUUCCCCCUCUUUGACUGGCUUUAAGAGCACUCCUGGACCCACAAAAAGUGUAAAAGCCACCACUUACCGUUCUUCAAAUAGAGAAAAGAUGACUUCCUUGUCAGAAAAUACUUCAACAGCCAUGACAAAAGGUGCCACGUCUGUGAAUGCACCUGUUUCAUACCCUCCCUGGAUUCCAUCCAGUACAGCUCCACCCUCUUUGACACCAUUUCUUUUUUCACCUCAAAGUACUGAAGCCGAGUUAUCUACUCCAAAGACUUCUUUUCCUCCUACAUCCCAAAUGACCUGGUCUAUUGGUGCCAUGCUUCUACCUAGCCCUACAACAACAUCUGCAUGGAGCAGAAUCCCAGCUGCAUCAGCAUCCCUGACAUUAGUUCUUCCUAAGCCCACACAGGACUCCGUUCUAAAUAUAGCCACCACUACAUCCACUGCUACUGGAGCCCCAUUUCCACUCAUACCCACUGGAGUAACACAUCCUCCUACAGCAACUGUGUCUUCACUACCGUCUUCCUCUUUUGAGACAACCUGGCCAGACUCCACACCUUCCUUUUUAUCUAUGGAAACUUUGACUUCACCUAUUGCCAUUAAGUCCAAAGUUUCCUUCUACAAUAUUGAAAUGAGCUUCUCUGUCUUUGAUGAAGAGCUAAGGAUCCCUAUUACCAGGGUUGUAAAAGAAUUUGCAAAAAAAUCAUUGACUUCUAUAUUUCAGGACAGUGAAUUUGUUCUUGCUAAUCUGGCUGUUCAAAUUAAAAGCAGAGACACUACUGAGGAAGAAAUAACCAUGGACCGAACGUUUGUAAGUAAGAGAGAAGGGCAAGGAAUGGCUACAAUUUCCCGUGUACCAUUCAGCUGUGCUUGUCAGGUCAUCAUAAAGGCCAACUCUUCUUUAGUGCCCACCAAAUUGAUUAGCAGGAUCAAAAGUAAAAUACAUGGCAACCUCACUCAUGGAAACUUCACACAAGAUCAGUUGAUGUUAUUAGUAAAGUCUGAACACGUUGCAGUGAAAAAACUAGAGCCCGGAAAGUGCAAAGCUGAAGAAACAGCCUCUAAAUACAAAGGGACAUAUAAGUGGCUCUUAACCCACCCUACCGAGACAGCCCAAACUAGAUGCAUAAAAAAUGAGGAUGGAAACGCUACUAGAAUCUGCUCAAUCAGUAUCAACACUGGCAAAUCUCACUGGGAAAAACCAAAGUUUAAACAAUGCAAAUUGCUUCAAGCGCUUCCUAAUAAGACUGUGGAUCUUGCUAAUAUUACAAUAAGUGACGAGAAUGCGAAUAAUGUUGCAGAGCACAUUUUAAAUUUAAUCAAUGAAUCAACUCUUCUGGAUGAAGAAGAAACAAAGAUUAUUGUUUUGAAAGUGUCCAAUAUUUCACAAUGUGAUGAGAUAAGUAUGAAGCUAACCCAGACUAUAUUACAAAUAAUUAAUUCUGCUUUGGGAAAGCAAAACAAUUCAGCAUCUGAUUUGCAGGAAGCAAGCAAUGAAAUUCUGAUGAUAAUUGAGUGUGCUGGUCAUAAGAUGGAGUUUCGUGGGAGGACAGCAAAUCUGACGGUGGUCAAGCUGGCUUUGGCUGUCCUGCGGGUGGACCACACAUUUGAAGGCAUGACCUUCAGCAUUCACUCCUACAAAGAAAGCACAGACCCUGAGAUUUCCCUAGAUGAAGUCCCUCUGGGGAGGGUUUUGGCCUCCAUAUACUUACCUAAAUCACUGAGGGAGAGAAUUCCUCUUAGCAACUUACACACCAUCUUGUUUAAUUUUGGCCAAAGUUCACUCUUUAAGACCAAAAACGUCGCUAAAGCCUUAAUCACAUAUGUUGUGAGUGCCAGCAUUUCAGACAUCAUUCAAAAAUUGGCCGACCCAGUGGUUAUUACUCUGCAGAAUGUUGAAGGGAACCGGAAUUAUGAUCAAGUUCACUGUGCCUUUUGGGACUUUGGGAAUAACAAUGGCAACAUGGAUUUAUCCAGGUCUGCAGUGGAUGCAGUGAAUGAACGGAUAUUAGUGCUUAUAACAUACAUCGGAUGUGGAAUCUCCUCCAUUUUCCUGGGAGUUGCAAUAGAGACAUACAUAGCUUUUCACAAACUUCGAAAUGAUCAUCCUUCCAAAAUCCUGAUCAACCUGUGCACAACACUACUGAUGCUAAACCUGGUAUUCCUGGUCACUUCCUGGUCAUCAUCAUUUCAGAAAUUGGGCCUUUGUAUCAUAGCCUCUGUGGCACUUCAUUACUUCCUGCUCGUUUCUUUGACUUGGAUGGGUCUGCAGGCAGUCCACAUGUAGUUUGCUCUACUCAAAGUCUUCAACAUAUACAUUCCCAAUUAUAUCCUUAAAUUUUUUCUGUUUCGUUGGGGAAUCCUAGAGAUUGUGGUGGUGAUCAUACUCAGUGUGAAAAAAGAUCUGUAUGGGACUCUGAGCUCAAUGACUCCAUUUUGUUGGAUUAAAGAUGAUCCUAUCUUUCACAUCUCAGUGGUGGCUUAUUUUUGCCUCAUAUUUCUCAUGAAUCUCUCCAUGUUCUGCACUGUUCUUGCUCAACCGAAUUCCAUGAAAUCCCAAAGCCAGAAGACUCAACGGAAGAUGAUGCUGCAUGACCUCAAAGGCACAACCAGCCUGACAUUCUUGCUUGGGCUCACCUGGGGGUUUGCCUUUUUUGCCUGGGGAGCUGUGAGGAUCCUUUUCUUGUAUCUUUUUGCCAUUUUUAACACUUUGCAAGAUAACUGGUUCCUCAUUUUUGUGUUCCACUGGGUGAUGAAGGAGCAUGCGCAGGAGUGGUGGCAGCUGCUUUUCUGUUGCAGGUGGUUGUGACUGGAUACUUCCAACAAUGGCAGCAGCUGGUGUGGGCUCAAUGUUGGGCAGAAACAGGAAAGACUGAAGAAAACCUUUGCAUACAACUUGUUGACACCAUCCCUCAAGUCAACUGCAACUAGUUCCAUUUUCAAAUCUUUAGGCUCCGCCCAAGGCACUCCUUCAGAAACAAGCUCCCCAAAUGGUGAGCGAAAAGGCUACACUGUCUAUACUUAUAUUCCAGAGCAGCAGAAUUGGGGCCAGAACUCAGGUCUCCUGGCUCCCAAGCUAGUGCUCAUCACACCCCACCAAGAAUACCAGCUGAGCUGCACAUUGCUCUUAGAUGCUCACCUUCUUCCACAGAAAGCCAAGCUUCUAGGCCCUCACAGCCUAGGGCAGCUAGAGCACAUCCAGAAAGUUAGCACAUACCAGGUCCACCAAGACCCCCUACCCACGUUUGCACCAAGUCUGAGAACACAGAAUGUUCUGCAAGAAACCAGCUGGAGAAGACCCCCUUUAAAGCAUAAAGGCCCCACCCACCUGCAGGAGGUCCAGCUCUGGGGUCAUGUGACCAGACCACCAGCCAUCGCCAACACGAGCUAA
Mesoplodon densirostris (Blainville's beaked whale) is the source of this 8226-nucleotide messenger RNA. It is a transcript of the gene ADGRG4, whose product is annotated as adhesion G protein-coupled receptor G4. Gene Ontology annotation, cellular component: membrane. Gene Ontology annotation, molecular function: G protein-coupled receptor activity. Gene Ontology annotation, biological process: adenylate cyclase-activating G protein-coupled receptor signaling pathway; cell surface receptor signaling pathway. NCBI's taxonomy places the organism in Eukaryota, Metazoa, Chordata, Mammalia, Artiodactyla, Ziphiidae. The record is from RefSeq and is a predicted model, not a curated record.